Molecule: messenger RNA, 1995 nt
Organism: Penicillium taxi
Lineage: Eukaryota; Fungi; Ascomycota; Eurotiomycetes; Eurotiales; Aspergillaceae
Product: putative glucokinase regulator family protein
Exons: 4
Coding region: 1-1995 (664 amino acids)
Biological process (GO): negative regulation of glucokinase activity; response to fructose; amino sugar catabolic process
Cellular component (GO): nucleoplasm; cytosol; mitochondrion
Molecular function (GO): carbohydrate binding; fructose-6-phosphate binding; carbon-oxygen lyase activity
Source: RefSeq, a predicted model, not a curated record
AUGGAUCUCAGUACUUUGGCCACGCUGCAAACAGAGGGCGUGAACCCUAGAACUCGCAACAUCGACCGCAUAUCAACUCUGCAAAUGUGCAAGGUGAUCAAUGUCGAUGAUCACCUAGUCGCGGAUAGUGUUGAGCCCUGUCUGCCUGAUAUCGCGGGCGCAAUUGAUGCAUUGGCUUUGCGUGUAGCUCAGGGCGGCAGAGUAAUCUAUGUCGGAGCAGGAACCAGUGGCAGACUUGGCAUCCUGGAUGCUUCAGAGAUCCCGCCUACUUUUGCUGUUCCCCACUCUCAGUUCAUCGGGCUCAUUGCCGGUGGCGAUGAAGCUAUCCGGCAAGCACAGGAAGGCGCAGAGGAUGAUGAGAAAGCCUGCGUUGAAGAUUUGAAAUGUCUUUUUCUUAACCCCGAUCGUGACAGUCUCAUCGGGAUUGCAAGUUCCGGCCGCACGCCGUAUGUGCUCGGAGGUCUUGCUUUCGCGAAAAGUCUCGGAUGCCUCACUAUUGGUGUUUUAUGUACGGCUCCAUCUGUGAUGAGCCUGUCAGGUAAUGUGGAUUACUUGAUUGCGCCUCUGCCUGGGUCAGAGGUUGUUACUGGUAGCACACGACUAAAGGCUGGCACCGCGACGAAAAUGGUGCUGAACAUGCUAAGUACCGGCACCAUGAUUCGAAUUGGGAAAACUUACGGCAAUAUGAUGGUUGAUAUGGUAGCCUCAAAUCUCAAACUGGAGCAACGAUCUCGCAAUAUGCUGAGAACACUCAGUAUGAAGUGCAACGGCAUUUCUGACUCUGAACUGACUACGCUCCUUACCAAGUGCAACAACAGUGUCAAGCUCGCUAUCUUAGUUGCUGAAACGGGUAAUUCUGUUCAGGCAUGCGAGCAACAACUAGUAUUAGCUGGCGGUGUUCUGGCGAAAGCAUUGGAUAAAAGAUCUAAACUCACUCAGUCGCAAAUGCCAGAUAGACAAUUUGUAUUGUGUAUCGAUGGUGGAGGUACCAAGUGCGCAGCUGUGGUAACUGAUGCCAAUGGCACCGCGAGUCAUGGUUAUGCCGGUCCAUGCAAUUUGACUGAUAUUAUUGCAAAUGUAGACGCAGUUGUGGUGACCCUUCUUACAGCCACUAGAAAUGCACUGAGAGAGCACAUUCAGAGUGGCACGGAACCAUCGGAAUCACGUUGGAAGGAAUAUCUUCAAGCCACCUUUCGCUCUGUCUGGGUUGGAAUAGCCGGUCUGGAUCGGACUAACCUGUAUGAAAUACUAGUUCCUAAGCUUGGGGAAGCCUUUGGCGUUGACGUAAAGCUGACCAAUGACGUGGACUUAUUACCUGCCGUUGUCUCACCACGCGAUGGAAACUCCGUUAUUGUCUUGAUUGCAGGAACAGGAAGUGUGGUAAUGCGGUACUCUUGGACCGAUGAUCUAAAAUAUAUCCGCAAUGCUCGUGCUGGCGGAUGGGGACAUGUUCUGGGCGACGAGGGCGGUGGAUUCUCCAUUGGUCUGGAGGCAGUCAAACACACCCUAGCCGUCCUAGAAAACAAGAUGCAUGGUGUGAAAGAGAAUGACUUGACCGAAUUUGAAGAAGCAAUCAUCAAGAAUCUUGGUUGUCAAGUCGUAGACGAUGGCAGUAUCGAUCUUUUGAACAAAAUUCUUUCACAAAGCCAGUCACGAAACAUCAAGUCUUGUAUUGCCGGUAUUGCAGAGACUGUCCUGAGGUUCACAGCUUGCAACAAGACUGCAAAUGGCAUUGUGAACGGCCAAAUAUCACAUCUUGUGAACAAAACAUUGAGCCGUCUAGCCAAUCCUAGAUGUGCUGGUUAUGCUGUCCCAGAUGAAACGGACUUGGUCCUGGCGGGUGGUUUGAUGAAGAACGAGGGAUAUCUACAAGCUCUGAGGCACUUCUUACGAGAGAGAAGAUUGGAAUUCCGCAAUGUUCAUGUGGUUGAUGAUGUCGCGUUGGCAGGUGCGAAAUCGCUCAUCUCAUAUCGAUCAGCAAAAACUUGUCUAUAA